Messenger RNA from Leptidea sinapis, 751 nucleotides. It is a transcript of the gene Tcs1, whose product is annotated as threonylcarbamoyl-AMP synthase. Gene Ontology annotation, cellular component: cytoplasm. The transcript has a single exon. The coding region runs from base 1 to 732 and encodes 243 amino acids. Gene Ontology annotation, molecular function: tRNA binding; nucleotidyltransferase activity; double-stranded RNA binding. Gene Ontology annotation, biological process: regulation of translational fidelity. The record is from RefSeq and is a predicted model, not a curated record. Lineage: Eukaryota; Metazoa; Arthropoda; Insecta; Lepidoptera; Pieridae.
AUGAUCUUUUUAAAUAGAAUUAUUGUGAGCUAUAGAUUUGUAAGGUGUGUGUCUAUAAAGAUGAAGAUAGACAAAAUGGCACCAGUAUUACCAUGUACCGAAGAUAAGUCUUUUAUGAAGGCAGCUGAUCAUUUGGCCAGUGGCAAUGUAAUUGCUGUUCCCACUGAUACUAUAUAUGGCUUAGCCUGUAGUGCAAACUGUCCAGAGGCAAUAAAAAAGUUAUAUACAAUUAAAGGUAGAGACGCAUCGAAGCCCGUAGCUAUAUGUGUAACUCACAUAGAUGACUUAAGGAAAUGGGGAAAUGCUGCCCAUUUAAGUGAUAAAUUACUCAAAAACCUCUUACCUGGGCCUGUAACAAUAGUGUUAGAAAAAUCAAAAUUUUUAGAUAACCCUUACCUAAAUCCAACAACUACUAAAGUUGGAAUAAGAAUACCUAAUCAUGAAUUUAUAAAUAGAGUCACUGAACUAUUUAAUAUGCCAGUUGCACUAACAAGUGCUAAUUCUAGUAAUGAACCAUCAUCACUGUCUAUCGGGGAAUUUGAACAUCUAUUUUGCUACCUAGGUGCAGUAUUUGAUGGAGGAGUCUUAAAUCAAGGUAUGAAUGAAAGUAGAAGUGGCUCUACUGUCAUUGAUUUGUCAAAUGUAGGAUAUUAUAAGAUAAUUCGCCAAGGAAUAUCAUAUGAUAAAAUUGUUAAGAUUUUAGAUACACAAGGACUAGCUAGUGUUGUGUAAUAAAACAAAUAAUUGUUAA